AUGGACUACGAAUUGAGCGACCAAGAGCUCCGUGCAAAAGAAUCCGAGCUAGCAAAUGGUCCGACGUUUGAGGAUUUAGCGAUUGACGACAGUUUAAGUGACUUGGAGCGCGUCACGAAAUACGUGUGCAGUAAUAUUGCCCUCCAGCGUGUGAUUCAUGUGAAAAUGCUGCAUGAGACAGCACAAUCUGUAGGUUUUGAGGCAACGUGUACUCAGCUCUUACCAUUACUUGAGCCAUUGGUGUGUGAUGUUGAAUACGUUGUACGGCAGCACGUUGCAUUGCAAUUCCCACCAUUGUGUCAAUUUCUCGUUAAGACAGCACCUCUAGUUGGUUAUCGUGUGCUCUUAGAUCAACUCAUUCCAUUGAUUACGAAGCUUGUGUCAGACGAUCAACAUGAGGUCCGCUCAGCUGCAAGUGAGAGUCUUGUCGACAUGGCCGCACUUGUUAAGCCAGAGGAUCAAGGACAACACGUACUAACAAUUGUACUGCCUUUGGCACACGACGAUGACAAUGAACAGUUUCGGAUCUCAGCCGUUGCAUUAUACAACGGUCUUGCGGAACACUUUGGACCGGAAUUGUGUCAACAGUUUUGUGUACCUGAACUAAUUUCAUUGUCUGAAGAUCCAGUAUUUCGAGUACGUAAAUCGACGGCACUUAGUUUUUCGAAUAUUUGUAAGACAGCAGGAACAAAACUCAGUCGGGAGAGGUUAAUACCAGCGUUUCAGCGACUGGCCAAAGAUGAUAUAUGGGGCGUGCGGAAAGCUUGUGCUGAGUGUUUGGUUAAUGUUGCACUCGCGCUGGCACCACCAGACCGUGGACCGAUAUUGAUACCAAUGUUUGAGGGUUUUAUAGAGGACUCGUCACGGUGGGUUCGCAUGGCUGCAUACCAAAGCUUGGGGCCGUUCCUGGCGGCAUUGGAAAGAAGUCAGGUUACCGAUGAACUAGUAAAUCACUUUGUGAGCAUGUCGACGACAGCAGCAUCGCAGCUUGGUGGCAGUGGCGAGGUAGACAUUAAACACCAUUGUGCAUUCAACUUUCCGGCGGUGGUAAGUAUCCUGGGCGCCGCAGAGUGGCCAAAAAUAUCACCAGUUUUUGAGCUUCUACACAGCGACACCUACUGGAAGAUUCGGCGGUCAUUUGCGUACUCUUUGCACGAGCUGGCACGAAUUUUAGGCCAGGGCAUAACUGAAACACAACUAGCUACAGCGUUUGACAGUUAUCUUCAUGAUGUGCAGGACGUACGUUUAGGUGUGAUGCUGCACUUUGCUGACUUUUUGGAGAAUGUAUCUCCGUCCUUUCGUGGGAGCUAUUUACCCGUGCUGGCGGAGUUUGAUUCAUUUGACAACACCACGAAAUGGCGCUUUCGCGAAGUUUUGAGCGGACAGCUAGCGCAGCUGUGCCGCACUUUCACACCCGAGGCGACGUUUUCGGUGAUACAUCCACUUGUGUUUAAGCUCGUCACAGACCCGGUCGCGGUUGUGCGAGAACAGAGCUAUCAUGCAUGCCCGCUGUUGGUUGCACGUUUAAGCUCGAACGCAGAGUGGUUGACUGCUAUUGUUGACAAAUUUGUGACUCUUGCGCACUCUUCACAUUAUCAAGACAGACAAUGCUUUGUAAAAAUUUGUGCUUCUUUUCUUGACAGAGGUGAAGUACAGGAGGACGUGGCGUUAACUGACGCUGCUCGCGAGUUUUUUACGUCCAAGCUGGCCAUCGUGUUUUUUACGCUGGCAAUGGAUCCAGUGUCAAAUGUCCGAAUGGUAUUUGCCGAAACAACGGUUAAACAUCAACAAUUGUGCCGAGAUCACCCCGACUGUCCACACCCAUUACGCGAAAUUUUGACAACUGCGACAUUCAGUAAUGCUGAGGCGUUUGCUGCUAUUCUGUCUAGACGAGGUAAGGAACAACUCGAUGCAGAUGCUAAGGAGGAUACAGAGGCAAAGAGCAAAGAAGUAGUUGAUGGCCUAGCAACCAGUAUGGAUGCUGAGAAGGAAAAGAAGGACAGUUUGAAGGCUACAGCAGAUUUAUCGGGGACAGUUUUGCAAGCAUCUGAGGAGAAAGUGGUUAAACCUGAAGUUGCUGAAGCGAAAGACAAAGAGGAGAAUCUUGAGGUAGCUGAAGCUGAAACGAAUGGGGUAAAAACCGAGGUUGGCAAAGUUCCGGUGAUGGAUGAAGUUGCGUCUACCGAGACUUCAGCUCUUUUGCCGACCUCAUCACAGGCAGCGCCGCCAGUAGAAGCUGAAACAAUUGCUGAUUCGGCAUCGUUGGUAUUAGCAAAAGAGCGUGAGCGCCAUUGA
Messenger RNA from Peronospora belbahrii, 2295 nucleotides. NCBI's taxonomy places the organism in Eukaryota, Oomycota, Peronosporomycetes, Peronosporales, Peronosporaceae. The record is from the annotation of a GenBank genome assembly.